Messenger RNA from Acanthamoeba castellanii str. Neff, 1185 nucleotides. Its product is annotated as coronin, putative. Gene Ontology annotation, biological process: actin filament organization. NCBI's taxonomy places the organism in Eukaryota, Discosea, Longamoebia, Acanthamoebidae. The transcript has 15 exons. The record is from RefSeq and is a predicted model, not a curated record. Gene Ontology annotation, molecular function: actin filament binding. Bases 1 to 1185 code for a protein of 394 amino acids.
AUGACCACCAAGAUCAGAGCGAGCAAGUACCGCCACCUCUUCGGCAAGGACGAGCAGCAGCGCAACUGCUUCAACAACGUCAACGUCGGCUCGCCUGCUCCCGACGCCGAUCUUAUUCGCGCCAAUGGCCGCUACUUCGCGGUACCGUGGGCCACGCCUGGCACUCUGUGCGUGGUGCCCCUCGCCACGCCCGGCGCCGUCGACCGCGACAACCUGCCCCUCAUCGUCCAGGACGACGAGGCCUCGGUGAACGCGUUCGCCUUCCACCCGUUCGACGACCACCUCGUGGCCACCGCCACGCAGGACGCCAAGGCCCACCUGUGGCGCUUCCCCGAGGGAGGCCUCACGGCGGACAUCACCACCCCCGUGCAGACCUUUGCCGGCGGACACGCCACUCGCCUCGUGUUGAUCGACUUCCACCCGCUGGCCGAGGGCGUGCUCGUGACCGUCGGUGCCGACAAGACCGUCCGCCUGUGGGACGUCGAGUCGGCGGGCGAGCGCGUGGUGCUGACCGAUCACCGGGACCAGAUCACGUCCCUGACCUGGAACCCCGACGGCUCCCAGCUCGCCACCUUCUGCAAGGACAAGAAGCUGCGCAUCUUCGACCCCCGCGGCAAGGCCGUCGUGUCGGAGGUGGCGGCCCACGAGGGAACCAAGGGCGGGCGUGUCCAGUGGCUGGGUCCCCUCGGCCAGAUCCUCACCACCGGCUUCACCCGCCAGAGCGAGAGGGAGAUCCGCGUGUGGGAUCCCCGUAACUUUGCCCAGCCGCUCGUCACCCAGAAGCUCGACGUCUCUCCCGCGAUGCUGCUGCCGGUGUACGACGCCGACACGGGCGUGCUGUUCCUCUCGGGCAAGGGCGACGGCCUCAUGCGCACCUUCGAGCUCACCGACUCGGCGCCCUUCCUCAACCCGCUCUCGAACAAGCCGGCGGCCGGCAUCACGUGCGUGCCCAAGCACGGCCUCAACGUCAAGGAGUGCGAGAUUGCGAGGUUCUACAAGCUGUCGGGCAGGGAGGUGAUCCCCAUCUCCUUCAUGGUGCCCCGCCUCAACAAGGACUUCUUCCAGGACGACCUGUUCCCCGACACGUGGGACGGGCAACCUGCCUACACGGCCGACUCCUGGUUCGGGGGUGCCUCCGGCAACUCUGGCAACAAGGUCUCCCUCAAGCCCGCCGACAUGGACUGA